This is a messenger RNA of Manduca sexta (tobacco hornworm), 2571 nucleotides long. RefSeq lists its product as uncharacterized. Lineage: Eukaryota; Metazoa; Arthropoda; Insecta; Lepidoptera; Sphingidae. The coding region runs from base 162 to 1391 and encodes 409 amino acids. The record is from RefSeq and is a predicted model, not a curated record. The transcript is spliced from 7 exons.
UGAGAAACGGUAACACUCUAAAUACUUUGCACAAACAUGGGACCGUUAUCACUUGUCUAUUUAUACAUGGUUGACAGUUUCACACACAUUUCAUGAUCGCACGCAUUGUGAUCAGGACCCGUGGUACAACUAAUGACCCAGUUUUGAACUAAAGAGGAACGAUGAUAUCUAAGACGUAUUUGCUAAUAGUAGCCUUCGUAGUAGCGGUAACGGCUACCUCUAUCUACCAUGCCGAUGGCAUCGACAAAUUUGACCAAUUUGAUGAAUUUGAUCAACUUGACGAACUUGACGACGUUGAUGAAAAUGAAGUUGCUGUACACGGAGAAAGAAAAGGAAAAUUAUUGUUUCCAUUCGUGAGUAUCGUCCGUUUCGCUAACACCGACUGCAGUUCCUCGAACGCGUUGAACGGCACCUGUCUGGCGCGGCGGGAAUGUAACAACCUGAACGGGACCAUCACCGGGACCUGCGCGUCCAGACGAGGCAGAUGCUGUAUUGUGUCUCGGACAUGCGGUUCUACCACGAACGUGAACAACACAUACUUUAUAAGUCCUGGAUACCCGGCCGCAUACGCGGGCGGACAAGCGUGCACCAUCAUAGUCAACCGGUGUAAUAACAACAUCUGUCAGCUUCGCAUAGAUUUCCUGGACUUCAUGGUGGCCCAGCCAGACGGUGACGGUAACUGCGUCACGGACUCCAUCACGAUCACUGGUGGAAACACCGUAGUUCCCGCCUUAUGCGGGGACCUCACGGGGCAGACCCUCUUCGUGGACUUCAACGGGAACGCUGCUAUAACGAUUUCCAUCACAGCCACACUCGCCACCACAUUCGCCAGGAGAUGGAAUAUAAGGCUUACCCAGCUUGGGUGCGAUUGUCCGGGAAUAGCUCCCAACGGUUGCCUCCAGUACUACACCGGCAUCAUGGGAACCAUAAACGGCUUCAACUACGGCACGGCGGCCAACACUGCCCUCAGCGCCUCUCUCGUCACCGGCACGCGCCAGAUCGCCAAUCUUAACUACGGAAUAUGCAUCCGGAUGGAAGCCGGAUAUUGCUCUAUACAAUAUUCACAGACAGCCAACGACAUGUACUCCUUCACGGUGACGGGCGACGUAGAGGGCGCUGACAACACUGUUCUUGGUACCAAUGUGGGCGCGGUCAACGACGGCGCAUGCGUUACCGACUUCGUGGUCGUUCCCAACCCCACAGUGGUCGCCACCGGUCUGCCUGUGGGCACGGACCGGUUUUGCGGGCUCGGUUUUGUUCCUAUUCAAACUGCUUUGAAACCGUUCGUGUUGUUCGUGACGACGGACGCCAACGAAGGGGCAACAGCCACGACGCCCCCUGACGUCGCCAACCGAGGCUUCUCACUUACUUACAGACAAAUCGCUUGUUAAUUCUUUCUAUCAUCAUUUGAUUUCGUAACAUUGAAUGCGACACUGCGACGUGAUAUCACGUCGUUAUGUAACGUGACUUGACGAGAUGUAACAUUAGUACUCCAACCAUGAAUAAUAAACAUUUGCGCCAAGAUUCGUAUCGAGCAAGUUCACAUAUUUCUCUAUAGUUAUUUCACAAUACUAUACGUCAUAAAGAGACUUACUGUUACCAUGGUUACAGGAAUUACUCUUCGAAGUUUACACGCGCAGAAUGUUUAUGCCGCCGUAUUUUAGUACUAAAUAAAUUUCCAUAAAAAAAUACCGAAACGAACCUAAACGUAAAGUAAACGUAUACUCUAAUAAAAAAAAUCAUGUUAAAUGUACAGAUAUCUGAUCACCCGCAUUAGUAAUGAUUGCAUCAAUCACCGCUAUAUUAAAAUUGCUAGUGACAGUUCUUGACAAUAGCCUUUCUACCCAAUAAGAAGUUAUACUUUUACAUAGUGCGAACUACAAACACGCAAUCACACUGAUACUAUAGCUGAAUCACUAACAUGAAUUCGGAUGCUGGGAUCGAAAACCUGCCUUAAUAUAAGUGACAUAAGACGUUGUGUACAAAACGUUGACGAUCACGCCGCAUGAUGCGCAUUAAAUGUUGUCUAAUGAUUACAAAGAAUACGUUAUUGCAGAGUAGUUGACUAUUGUUUAAAUUGAAUAUUUAACGCUAUUACUCAAUACUAUUCCACAGUGCACAUUGGUUUGCUAAAUAACUUCAAACAUAACGAUGCACAAACCACUGUAGAAAUUAAUGCCUUAAAUUUUAUUAACACACCUAAAUACGUCUUAUGACGUCAGGGUGCAUAAAAUCUGUGUCAUCAUUAAUAUACACGUAAACCCAGAACUUCCAAUUCAUUCAUUACUAAAAUCUGACUUUCAUACUUAUAAUUAGACAAGCGUUAAAUAUACAAAUUAACAUAGCCCAUUACCCGAUAGUCCAACUGUAAAAUAUAUCCAUUCACGUACAAUAGGAACAAUUUUUUGUUUAAAAAAAAAGCGCACUAUUUGUAAUUAUUUGUAUUUGAAAUUAGCUUAAGUAAUGACUCUUGAAAAGAAGACUUCUUGUAAUGCUACAUCUUGUUUUCUUUUUGACAUGUUAAUUUUAAAUAUUAUUAUACAUAGCCAUUAUAAUAAAUUAUACAAUUUA